AUGCGGCCUCGCGCUGCUGACAUGCGGCCUCGCCACCGCCGACCGGCUCCUCCACCGGACGAGUUCUGCCCCGAGGUUCCCUUGAUGUGGAAGCGACAGCUUCGCAAGGCUCCAAGACUUCCACGUUUGGACAAGAUGAGACUCACCACGGCGAGCGAGCGCUUGCUGCAGCGGAAGCGCUUGCCGAAAGGCCAAUGGUGGGACUCGAUAGUUGCUUUGGUUCCUUCAGAAGCAGUUGGCGCUUCAACGCCUACGCAGAUGCAGAUAUCAUCGAAAGCUAGCAGCGUUGGCGACGACUCCUGCCGCUCUGACGUGCAAGCUGCCGUUGCAAAAUCUCUUUUGGCAGAUAUCAUGGUGGCACAGGCAGAAUCAGAAGGCAAUGACGCAGCAACGUGGACUGAUGUUGAUCUUGAUCUCAACUUUGCCGAUCUGCGCUCUGCGGAUGUGAGCAACGUCGUCGCGCAGGUGUUCGUAACACAGCUGACGACACCUUCGCCUGACAGUGGGAAACACUCCGGCUCCGCUCGGGAACUGGCAAGGAGCCCCGAGGAUGGCCUGCACUCUGAGAUUGCCCAAGAGCUGGCCUACCAGAUUGUGGCGAGGUCACUCGACCGUGCAUGCAGUGCCGUCUCGCAAAUCACCCGCGGCGAGUAUGAACAUGAAGCUUCAGAAGACGAGGGUUCUGUGGCUCGAAUUGCGAGAGAUGUGGUCUCGAUCGCUGGUAAACCACAUGAGAGGCCGCCAAGAUUGUCUGCUGCUUCGCAGCAUGAACUGUCUGAUGCGAAUACCGAGUCAAUUGCUGCCCGAUCUGUUGCCAGGCAGGCAAUUGCUCCGCUUAUGCAUGAAUUGAGAUGGGGUGGCUAUCGGGAAGAGCCGCACAGUGCUGACUCGAGUCCUGGGGAUUUGGAGAUGGCAGCCUUGAUUCAGAAUGCCAUUGCUUCCACGAUGGCUCGUGGAUUCACCCUGACACCUGAACCGGUAAGCUUGCACGGUGGCGACGAAUCGCACCAUGACAGCAACCUGAACACGGAGUCAAUGGUUGCAAACUCGAUUGUGCGCCAGGCUGUCCUGCCACACCUAGCUGAUUCUGCCGCUGGUGAUCCAGCACGGAGCAGUCGCACAGCUGGCAUUGAAGAGAACAUCAGAGUAGCUCCGUCCGACGUUGGCAGUGCACAUGCCGUGGCGAGAGAUCUGGUGACCUCUGCUAGCAGGCAGCAAGCGGACGAGAGUCGGUCUGCCACUCCCCACUCACAUGCUGUGAUCUCGGACAACACGGAGUCGCAGGUUGCGAACUCGAUUGCUCGGCAAGCCCUUCUUCCACACCUUGCUGAUUCUGACAGUGGCACUCCAGCUCAGACAGCUGGCGUGGAAGAGGUGUACCCACCAUCUGCUCCAUCAGUCCAUGACUGUGAGAGGCCAGAAGGAGCUGCUCGCAGUGUUGCACGCGAAGCCGCGGAUCAGCUCGGGCGCAAAGUCGGCCAGUGGCAGCGAAGCCCAAAGAAUGGCUUUGAGCCCAUGCGCGAGAAUGUGCAGGGACCAGCGCCCUUGGACCUGAUUCCGCCCGUGUCCCCAGGGUCCCCAGCCCCAGCUGAAGAGCGGAUCGUGUGCCACGAGGUGCUGCGCGCACACAACGAGUCUGGGAGGUCUCUGGCAGCAGAAGCCAUCGCGAGCCAGGAAGGUGCUUGCGACGCAAGUCCUGCUUCUGCUGCGGUUUUGUCAGAAGGAUCGGUGGACGCCCGAUAUCUGGCACGAGAUGCAGUGCAUCCUUUCAUGCUGUGA
Messenger RNA from Symbiodinium necroappetens, 1779 nucleotides. Lineage: Eukaryota; Dinophyceae; Suessiales; Symbiodiniaceae. The record is from the annotation of a GenBank genome assembly.